Messenger RNA from Striga asiatica, 660 nucleotides. Lineage: Eukaryota; Viridiplantae; Streptophyta; Magnoliopsida; Lamiales; Orobanchaceae. The record is from the annotation of a GenBank genome assembly.
AUGGUGCAAGUUUUUAGGAGCGAUUCUCAGGCAUACGACCAACUAAUCAGAGUAUUCUCGAUCAACGACGGAGGAGUUCGAGGCACAAUCCCAGACGUAAUCCUCGGAUUGCCGACUAUUUCGACAUGGUUGCCGAAACAAGCACUGGAGGCCUCGUCACCGCCAUGCUCACGACUCCCAACCGAGACAAUUGGACGUUGUUCACGGCAAACAAGGUCAAGGAUUUCUAUCUCCAACUCUGCCCUCAGAUUUUUCUCCAAAAAGAGGGGUAAUAUCGUGAGCCGAUGCGCGAGGUUAGUGAAAUGGCUGUCGGGACCAAAGUACGACGGGAACUAUCUGCUUGCGCUUCUCAAGGACAAGCUUGGGGACACGAGAUUUAACGAGGCCCUCACGAGUGUCGUGAUUCCGACUUUCGAUAUAAAUAAGCUGCAGCCCACUAUUUUCUCGACUUAUGAGGGGAAUAAUUGGUCGAGCUUGAAUGCGCCACUCUCGAAUAUACGCAUAGGGACUUCAGCUGCUCUGACUUAUCUGCCCGUGGAUUACUUCGAAAUCGAUGGCGGUGUUUUCGCUAAUAACCCAGAAGUCACGUUGACUGUAGUAACGUCAUCCUUAGACGUGGCAAGUGAGAAGAAUUUGAGGCGUGUCGUGAAAGUCGGGUGA